CUCUGCAGGCUGCAUCAGUCACGAUUAGGAACUGCCCGCUGCUGCACUGACAACCAGCAAUAUGAAAUUCCACAUCGUUCUUGCCGUCAUUACUUUGGCAUCUCCCUUGUAUGCCCAAUCGGAAGAAAAAGUCAUUGAGAAAAGGGGUAUCAGUCUUGGUUUGCAUGGUUUAGGCGGCGGUGGCAUAGGCGGUGGUCUAGGAGGCGGUCUGGGUCAUGGAGGAGGACUUAGUAGUCAUUCAUAUAGUCUUCCAGUAGCUCGUAUCUCCAGCGGAUACAGUAGCGGUGGACAUGGUUACGGCGGCGGUUACGGCGGCGGUUACGGCGGCGGUUUCGGUGGAGGACACGGAAGAAUUCUUAGCGGUGGCUACUGGUGAAACGAUUGACGUUAAUUGAUGAGAUUUAUUACUUGGUGGUGUCAUGUAUUUUUAUGUAUCUUAUAUAUUGAUUAAACGAGUUUUUUUAUACUGAUGUGCAAAAUAAAUGCUGAUAAUUUCUCAUA
Messenger RNA from Ceratina calcarata, 501 nucleotides. RefSeq names its product glycine-rich protein DOT1. The record is from RefSeq and is a predicted model, not a curated record. The coding region runs from base 62 to 376 and encodes 104 amino acids. The transcript is spliced from 3 exons. Lineage: Eukaryota; Metazoa; Arthropoda; Insecta; Hymenoptera; Apidae.